This is a messenger RNA of Papaver somniferum (opium poppy), 1769 nucleotides long. Its product is annotated as FACT complex subunit SPT16-like. The transcript has 2 exons. Gene Ontology annotation, molecular function: nucleosome binding. The record is from RefSeq and is a predicted model, not a curated record. Gene Ontology annotation, biological process: positive regulation of transcription elongation by RNA polymerase II; transcription elongation by RNA polymerase II. NCBI's taxonomy places the organism in Eukaryota, Viridiplantae, Streptophyta, Magnoliopsida, Ranunculales, Papaveraceae. Bases 129 to 710 code for a protein of 193 amino acids. Gene Ontology annotation, cellular component: FACT complex.
UUUAUUUAUUUUUUUUGUCGCAAAGAGUUGCAACUCGUAACCUUGUGUCGACAGCGAGACGAGACGAGACGUAGAAUCAAAUUUCUCGUUUGAUUAACGAUUUAGAUACAGCUUGACAUCACUUCUCAAUGGAAGUUGUUACAAGACCAAUUGAGAGCCAGUAUUUUCUUGAGGCCAGAAAGGAAGCCAUAGAAAGGUAUCCUGGCACGUCUGCAGUGGAGGCGGAAGUCGAGUGCAUGCUUACUCAGGCAAGACUUGCUCUCGAUUUGCAAAGAAGAAAUGAACGGAGAAUUUUUAUAGCGAUAUGGCCUGAGAAAUAUAAUGCAUUAUCAGAAAACAAAGACCUGCAGAUGGAUGAAGAGGCCAACAUUAUAACUUUAACUGGCCUCAGAAUCUUUCCCGACGUAGGAGAACAAGGUGGAGAGACCACUGUUGGCACCCUUGAAGUCCACGCAAACGGGUUCUUCUAUAAAACCUCCAAUCCAGAUUUCCAUUUUCAGUUCUUGUACAGAGGUGUAAACAAAGCUUUCUUUCAAGUUGAAGAUGAGAAGAGGCUGCCUCUCUUGCACUUCCAUUUGUAUGACCCCAUCAAGGUGGGUGCAGAAAUGAGGCAGAAUAUCCAAUUGCAUUUGGUGCAGACCCCUAUGGGACAGAGGAAUGAUUCAGGUAAGUUUGAGGACGAGAAACAAGGGCUCGUAGUGAAGAUCUAAAGAACUUUGUCCGCGAUGUCCAAAAAAAAUGGAAAUACAUACCUGUAUUCCACUGUUAUCCGUUUUCUGGUGCUGAGAUUCAUAAGAGGUAUGAAUUUCAAGGAAAUCUUCCCUCCAAGGAAACAACCGUCUUUGCCGUGACUUCUACUGCGCUAGUUGGGCUUGUAGAUGCACCUUUCGUUGUGGUCAACCUAAACGAGAUCGAGAUUGUUUAUCUGAGGCUUAAACCUGCGGGAACAGAUAUGACUAUUGUUUUUCAGGACUUCAAGCGUGAUCCGAUUCAAAUCAACUCAAUUCCCAUAGACGCUCUCGAACGCAUAAAAAGCCGCUUUAACUUAGCCUGUGUGAACUACUAUAAGAUUAGUGUUGAUUUAGACUGGGGUUCCAUAGUGAAAGAGAUAGCAGAUUCUCCACGGAAGAUCUUUGUUGAUCGUGACGGAAAAUUUUAUGAUCUUGAGAACUUUAAAGCUGCAAACAACCGCCCUGAAGUAUAUUUUGCCAAUCAGAUGAAGCUGAAGUAAGUUACACAAUUGAGUACCGAGUACUGAGAGGAGCAAUGAACCAGGUUGAGAAGAAGAGGAGAGCGAAGCAGGAGAAGUCGAGUUUGGACAAAGCAGUCACGGGAACCACACAAUUAUAUUUGCUGCUGCUUCAAGUUUAUAUUUUGUUUAAACAAACUCGUUGCUUUUGUUAAUGACAUCUAUCUAUGCACAGGGGAGUGUUAGGCUUAGUCCUAUGGGCUAGAUAUCUAGUUGCUAGAUUGGCCAUCCACGUCAGCAUGGGCAACCUCCUAAGUUCUAUGGGAUGGCCAAUCUAGCAGCUAGAUUAGCAGCGAGACCACCAUAUAACGCCGAACCGUUCGGCGCUCAGUGCUGAACGGUUCAGCGCUUUAAAUCUCAGCCGUUAGAUCAGAACAUUUUCUCCCAGUGCUGAAUGGUUCGACGUUUAGACCAUUUUUUGAGCGCUGAACGGCUCAGCAUUUCAAUCUCGCUGAUAGUUAGACUGCGAGCACUUGUUAGGAGAGAGAACUAUCAACUAUCAGUGUUAAUUUUUUUCCCA